AGCGUUUUCGACAGUUCUAAACAAAGUACGGCCAUAAGCAUGUUGACAUGUCUAGUUCCUACAUGCUGAUCUUCAGGAAUGUCUGCGUUCUUAGUAGAUAGUAUGUUUUAGAUUAAAUAAAGAUUCAAUAUAUUGUGAUAUAAUUUGUGUAUUGGUGAAAUAUUUUUGGCUGCGCUGUUGUCAUGGGGAAGCCAAAGAAGAAGAGUGACCUCAGCCGUGCGGAGCUGAUGAUGAUUACAAUAGCCGAUGUCAUCAAGCAAUUGGUUGAGGCUCACGAGGAGGGGAAGGACAUCAACCUCAACAAGGUGAAGACAAAGACUUCGGCUAAGUAUGGCCUCUCUGCACAACCACGGCUGGUGGACAUAAUUGCCGCUGUUCCACCACAGUACAGACGUGCUCUGGUGCCCAAACUAAAGGCCAAGCCCAUUCGCACAGCCAGUGGGAUCGCUGUGGUCGCCGUCAUGUGCAAACCGCACCGGUGUCCUCACAUCAGCUUCACAGGGAACAUCUGUGUAUAUUGUCCAGGAGGUCCCGACUCAGAUUUUGAGUAUUCCACACAGUCCUACACAGGAUAUGAGCCAACGUCGAUGAGGGCCAUUCGGGCACGGUACGACCCCUACCUGCAGACGCGACACAGGGUGGAACAACUGAAGCAGCUGGGUCACAGUGUGGAUAAGGUGGAGUUCAUCGUGAUGGGCGGGACCUUCAUGGCCCUGGCAGAGGAGUACCGCGACUACUUCAUCAGGAACCUGCACGACGCUCUGUCCGGACACACCUCCAACAGCGUGGCUGAGGCCGUCAAGUACUCGGAGCGGAGUAACACCAAGUGCGUGGGCAUCACCAUAGAGACGCGUCCGGACUACUGCCUAAAGCGGCACCUCAGCGACAUGCUGGGUUACGGCUGCACUCGGUUGGAGAUCGGCGUCCAGAGCGUCUAUGAGGACGUGGCACGAGACACCAACAGGGGUCACACGGUGCGGGCGGUGUGCGAGUCAUUCCAUCUGGCCAAAGACGCCGGGUUUAAGGUGGUGUCCCACAUGAUGCCAGACCUGCCCAACGUGGGGAUGGAGCGGGACAUCGAGCAGUUCAUAGAGUUCUUUGAGAACCCUGCGUUCCGUCCGGAUGGGCUGAAGCUGUACCCGACUCUGGUGAUCCGAGGGACGGGUCUGUAUGAGAUGUGGAAGACGGGCCGCUACAAGAGCUACUCUCCCAGCGCACUAGUGGACCUGGUGGCCCGCAUCCUGGCUCUGGUACCGCCCUGGACCCGCGUGUACCGGGUGCAGAGGGACAUCCCCAUGCCCUUGGUGAGCUCUGGGGUGGAGCAUGGCAACCUGAGGGAGCUGGCCCUUGCCCGCAUGAAGGACAUGGGCACUGAGUGUCGGGACGUGAGAACCAGAGAAGUGGGCAUUCAGGAGAUCCAUCACAAACUACGACCCUACCAGGUGGAGCUGAUCCGGCGCGACUACGUGGCUAACGGCGGCUGGGAGACGUUCCUGUCGUACGAGGACCCGGAGCAGGACAUCCUUAUUGGCCUGCUCCGUCUGCGCCGCUGCUCCCCGCAGUCCUUCAGGGCCGAGCUCAAGGGCAGCGUGUCCAUCGUGCGUGAGCUCCACGUCUACGGCAGCGUGGUGCCCGUCAGCAGCAGAGACCCCAGCAAGUUCCAGCACCAGGGCUUUGGUAUGAUGCUGAUGGAGGAAGCGGAGAGAAUCGCUCGAGAGGAGCACGGCUCCAGCAAGCUGGCUGUCAUCUCCGGGGUAGGAACCAGGAACUACUACAGAAAGAUGGGCUAUGAGCUAGAGGGGCCAUAUAUGGUGAAGCGCCUGGACUGAUGGGGACCGGACAAAACCCAGCGUACAUUUUAUAGACAUUUUUAUGUCCUUGAGGACGGAGCAAACACACAUUUUGAGGCCUUUCAGUAAGACGCCUGCAUGGCUCAUGCCCCAAUGCAGUUGUCAUGGACGUUUCUGUAAAUUGAUUCCUGAGGACUGAAGGCAAUGUUAAUGCACUCCACAGGAGUUUCUCAGAGUGUGCGGCAUCAAGCCGUUUUCAGUCAUUUUGCUGUGCGAUUACGUUAUUUCACGGAUUUACCUCAUGUUUUCCACCCUGGAUUGUGUCUUUUAAAUAUUGACUUUGGUUAGUUCAUGGGUUUGACGUCUUUGCAUACAAUUUGCAGACUUCCCAUUGGUCCCAGUCAUGUAACAUUCUCUAGACAGUAGCGGAGAGUGUUCGCCUGUUGUUUGAUCAACGAUUGUCUAGGAUGUGGGGUGAAAUGGAAUAUCAGGAGUUUAGUAAACCUAGCCGUUAAAUAAACGCACUGAAUUGUUUGCGAGAAAAGGAAGCAGUUGGGUUUCAUAAACAAAUCCGUAUUAAUCUUUGCCCAGUUUUUUUCUGAAAUUACAUUACUGUAUGUCCUUAAAAUGGUAUGGCCUUAUUAUGUUGAGCGCCGAUGCUUACAAAGAACGGAAUUUUGGAUGGUUCAGGGGAGGGUUUUCGGUUUUGUCUCGAAUAAAGUCUAUUAGUCAAAAAUA
Molecule: messenger RNA, 2528 nt
Organism: Clupea harengus (Atlantic herring)
Lineage: Eukaryota; Metazoa; Chordata; Actinopteri; Clupeiformes; Clupeidae
Gene: elp3
Product: elongator acetyltransferase complex subunit 3
Biological process (GO): tRNA wobble base 5-methoxycarbonylmethyl-2-thiouridinylation
Cellular component (GO): cytoplasm; elongator holoenzyme complex; nucleus
Molecular function (GO): iron-sulfur cluster binding; acyltransferase activity, transferring groups other than amino-acyl groups
Source: RefSeq, a predicted model, not a curated record